AUGCAGAGUCUGUCAUUACCGCGUCCGAACUCACAUCCCUCAACGCCGUUUGGGCGACCUACAGAGCCAGAAGUCGGUCUGGCAAAGCUUUUCUCCAAGUUCAGUCCCAGCAGGUCUGAACAGCAAGGCUACCCAUCCCCUCCCAUGUCAGAGCCUCAUUCUCCUUCCCAACGCCCAGCACGUACUGUUGAAUCUGAGCGUCACCAGUACCCUGCGCCAGUAAGUGCACCCCACAGGGUCGAAGCCGGUCCGCCUUUACCGCCGCCGCCAUCAGCGUUGUUCGAUCCUCGGCAGCCAUUGCCGAGCCAAAGCAAUCCACAGCAGAGGCCUCUGUAUCCUGGUGGACAUCACCCGCAACAGCAGGCGCAUCACUACCAGCCUGGACAUGCAACUGAAUAUGCAUCCUAUGGAGCACCAUCAGCUCCACAGAGCUAUGCGUACGGCUAUCCACCUGCCGGCGCAUCUUCUUACGGCCCUGGAGCGCAACACGCAGGACCCCAGACACAGCCCGCGGCAAUGAUAGCACCACCACCUGCCAGGCCUACUAAACCAGCAAGACGAACAAAAGCCCAUGUGGCCUCAGCUUGUGUCAACUGCAAGAAAGCGCAUCUCAGCUGCGAUGUUCAGCGCCCGUGCGGACGAUGCGUCGCGUCUGGAAAACAGGACACAUGCAAGGACGUGCUACACAAGAAACGAGGAAGGCCACGACUAAGAGACGAUAGGGACUUUACUAGACGGGAGGAGGGAAGACAACAGCCUGAUCAGACUCUAGGUUCGAAUCUUCCACCGUCAACAGAAGCUUUUGCGCACCAAACAUUUUACCCAGCUUCGAAUUCGCAUCGAGUCGCUGAUCUACCCCGUACAGCGGUUGCACAAAGAGGGAAUAGCAUUCCAAACGUAGUCGCAUCUUCCAUCGGAGGUCGUACCCUGAGCGUCGGCAGCUAUGGUGGUGGGGUGCCCGCAUCCCCUUACGGUGUGGGACCGGAUUUGGCGUACCAAUCUUUGCCCGUUGCGUUCCUGAACUUGGACCUAGUGAUCCAGAAGUCGAACCAAGCAUUUCAAGAUUUGGUUUCCUUCCUGGGAAGCGUGGGAGGAAAACACCUGGGAGAGCUACUCGAACCGAGACAGAACGAAAGCUUGCAACGGUUGCGCAAUGACCUCCGCGACGAGCGAGACGAACGCGAGCCGGCCUACAUGGCGCCCAUCACUCCGAUCGGGCACGAUCCAAUGCGCUCAGUGAUGGAGUCUGUCGCAGACCGAGAUGUCGAACAUGUCAGUCAUGGGUUUACAGAUAGGCCCGUCUUCCUGAGCUAUCGUCUUCCCAAUGGACAGUACCAGUCUCUCCAGACCCAAAUCCGACUUGCGAAAACCUCGCUGUACUUCGUCACGCUGGUCGUGCGUACACUACCGCCUACGCCUCUUCGUCCUCCUCUUUUGACGCAGCAACUGGCGCCUCCUACGCCCGUCAACGCGUCGCAGUCUAUGUCGGCACCUACACCUCUCCUAACGAGGACUGGGCACUAUACUCCUCAACAAGUUCGACCGCCAUCAUCGGCAAGCUCCGCGCCUAAUUCACCCUUCUCUUUCAACUUUUCAUCGGCUCGAACAUCGCUGCCAAACUUCAGUCCCAGCUCUUACGCAAGUAGCACGACCUACGGCUACUCUCCCACUGCUGGCCCAGAAGCGGGCUAUUUCCCGACCUACCAACCCCCGCAGUCGGUAGCACAUGCUCCUCCUUACGCAUCUGCACCUCGAACUGGGUCAGUAAUAUCUGAACCUUUGCGCGAACUUAAUCAUCCAGCUCGACUCGAGGGUCUGCAGCUUCCUCCGAUCCGCACUGGUCCAGCUCCUCUAGGCUCACCACUCCACCUUGCGACGAGCCAUAGCACGACAGAUAGCAAUCGAGAGCGCGUGCGACGAAGAGAGUCGAGUUCAAGUGCCGAUAAACGUCCAGAUACACCUGGGGAGGCUGGUAAGCGUCGUCGCCUCAAUAUCAGCGAAGUGUUGGAGUAG
This is a messenger RNA of Macroventuria anomochaeta, 2013 nucleotides long. RefSeq lists its product as uncharacterized. Gene Ontology annotation, biological process: regulation of DNA-templated transcription. Bases 1 to 2013 code for a protein of 670 amino acids. Gene Ontology annotation, molecular function: DNA-binding transcription factor activity, RNA polymerase II-specific; zinc ion binding. The transcript is spliced from 2 exons. NCBI's taxonomy places the organism in Eukaryota, Fungi, Ascomycota, Dothideomycetes, Pleosporales, Didymellaceae. The record is from RefSeq and is a predicted model, not a curated record.